Messenger RNA from Epinephelus moara (kelp grouper), 11750 nucleotides. Its product is annotated as rho family-interacting cell polarization regulator 1-like. The transcript is spliced from 24 exons. The record is from RefSeq and is a predicted model, not a curated record. Bases 244 to 3555 code for a protein of 1103 amino acids. NCBI's taxonomy places the organism in Eukaryota, Metazoa, Chordata, Actinopteri, Perciformes, Serranidae.
GGAUCAGUAGGUGAGUGGACGAAGGAUUAAACAGUGUGACAGAAUAUGGGGGAAGAGAAAAAGGGAAUUAGAUCGGGAUCAAGAGAAAAGUGAACUAGAUACCUGGAAGAGGUAGCGGGUAAAGAAGAAAGGAGAGUGAGAGUAUACAAACGAAGUGUCCACUUGGAACGAAGACUGAGCACUUGUUUCUGAAAUUGGGUGGACCCCUCGCUAAAAAACUUGACAUCAACCACCACAGCUACCAUGUACAGUGGAUAUGGAGGGAGUCCAUCCCGAACUCUCUCCACCAUGUCACUAUCUGUUCGCCCAGCCAGACGCCUCACAUCCAGAUCCAUCACUAGGAGCCAGAGCUUUACUGGAGUCAACACCUACGACAAACCCUACAGGAGCCUCUCAGUGUUCAGCACUCCAGGUCUCAACAGGAAGCCCAGCAGAGCCAGCAGGAUGUUCACAAUGUCUACCAAGUCCAACCCUCCACCUAAGGUUCCUCAACCAGAGCGACUGGAUCAGGUCUACGAGGCGCUGAAGAAAGGCCUUCAGUCUUACCUGCAGGUUCAUCAGAUGGACUUGGACAGCCUCAGCAGACAGAUGAAAGAAACAAAGAGGAACUCCAGACUGGGUUUCCUGUAUGAACUGGACAAGCAAGUGAAGGUGACUGAGAGGUACAUAAGACGACUGGAGUUUCACCUCAGCAAGAUUGAGGAGCUAUAUGAAGCCUACUGCCUGCAGAGGAGACUCAGGGACGGAGCCAACAAGAUGGUGAAGGCUUACACUGCCUCUCCAGGCAGUAAGGAAGCCAAGGAGAGUUUAGCAGAAGCCAAUAAAGGAUACAAAGAGUACACAGAGAACAUGUGUGUGUUGGAGAGUGAGUUGGAGAACCAGCUGGGGGAGUUCCACAUUAAGAUGAAAGGUCUGGCUGGAUUUGCUAGAUUGUGUGCUGGUGACCAGUAUGAGAUCUUUAUGAAGUAUGGUCGGCAGCGGUGGAAGCUCCGAGGCAGAAUAGAGAUCAAUGCCAGACAGCUGUGGGACAGUGAGGAGAUGGUGUUUGUGCCGCUCAUCAGUGAGUUCCUCUCUGUGAAGGUAACAGAGCUGAAGAGCUUAGCCAAUCACGUGGUUGUAGGAAGUGUUUCCUGUGAGACUAAGGACCUGUUUGCUGCACUACCCCAGACGGUUGCUGUGGAUAUUAAUGACCUUGGGACUAUUAAGCUAAGCCUCGAAGUCACCUGGAAUCCAUUUGAUAAAGAUGACCAGGGUUCAGUGGCAAGCACUGUCAACAAAGCUCCAACUGUCAGUAAGAGAAUCUCAACAAUCUUCAACCAGAGUCCACCUGACACGCCAUCUUUGCGUGAACAAGCCUUCUAUAACAUGCUCCGCCGUCAUGAAGAGCUGGAGAAUGGAGCAGCGUGGUCUAAUUCAUCUGAAUCUUCUGAUGACUCGUCCAGUCCUCGGCUUUCUGUAGGAGGGCAACGCAGCUCUUCACCUCAUAAGGCAGUGGUGGUGACACCAGACAUCCAGCCAGCUGGUAGUGGAAGUUCUUCCCCUCAGCCUGACAUCUCAUUUUGCCCCAGAGACUCCUUCUCCUCAACUCCAAACUCCAGCCACAAAGUCAGUGCUGUCAGUGACACGUCCAGACAGCAAGCAGAGAGCAACAGGGAAGAAGAGAAGGGGACAGUUACUGUGGUGACCAAACCUGACAGUGAGGAAGAGGAUGCAGGGAAACAAUCUUCCAUACCAGCAGUGGAUGGGGUGUUGACCAACAGCCACACCUCACGCAGCUACUCGCGCUCUCUGAGCCACAUUAGUGAAAGUAGUGCUGAUGGCAUUGUGUUGACUGACAGGUCAGCCGAAUCAGGAGACGUGAUGUCUUUGGCGUCCGGGCUCUCCAUCAAUGACAUUGAAAUGGAGAUGCCCAGCAGAACUCCUGAGCCACCUGUCUCUGCUGCCACAGAUAUUGACCUCUCAACAAGGCUCUGUGUCGUUAAAGAAAACAUAGCAGCUGAUGAUGUCACAGAUCAACAUCAACACAGGAAGCAACAGGACACAUCCAGCUCUGUCCUAACAUCCUCCUCUCCAAGAACUGAAGGAGUGGACCUUAACACUCUGUCACAAAUGAGCACACACUCACAGCCAGAGUGCAGCACACUCCCAGAGAGUGGGGAUGUGUUGUAUAUAGCCCAGCGGGUGUCAGUGGAGGAGGAGAUGCCGGCUGCAGGAGCAGAGUGUUCCUCCAAAGAGGGCGAUGGUCCAGUGGACAGUGGGCUGGAAGAUGCUCUGACAGCUGUGGUUUCCUCUCUGGAUGAUUACAGAGGACAGUUCCCUGAGUUACAACUGCUGGAACAAGAGCUGAAGCUGCUGCAGGUUACACUGAAGGGCGGUAGGCACAGCCGUUCACCCAGUGUGGUCAGCCUCACAGUGGAAACAGCUCUAGGCAGCUUUGACUUCCUCAACACAUCUGACUGGGAGGAGGAAGAGGAGGAGAAGGCUGACAAGAGGAGUAGAAAUGGCAGGUCUCUGCAGGACAGAGGCUGGGACAGCCCCUCCUCCCCCCCUUGCCCCCUCACCACAGGCUGCUCCACCUUAGACCGCACCCUGGUGGUCCACUUGAAGAACUGCAGCACACAGCUGUUGUGUCUGGGUAUGUUUGGUCCGCUACGGUGUGGAGAGAUGUACGCCUUGGACAGACUGCUGAGAGAGACUCGAGUCCUUGAAGUCAUCCGACGCAUCGCUAAGGACAACCCAAGACGUCCAAGACAGCCUGCUGAAGUGAUACCACAGCUGGGCCUGUGCCGGGGAGCUGUGUCACUCUGGCAGCAGUGUGUGGGGCAGGGCAGUGUGUACAGCGUCUCUGCUGAGAACUUGCUGGUUACAUUGUCUACACUCUACUCCAGAAUGCUGCCUGAGAGGGCCAGCAACAUGGCCAACACAGUGUUCUUGUGUCUGGUUGAGCGAGUGCUGGAUCAGAGGUUACCGCGGCGGGGCAGUAACAGAGAGGGAGUGAUGGUGACGCUGUUCCAGCUGUGGAGUUACUUGGAUGCCAAUGGCAUCAGUAAUAUAGAAACACACAUUGCUGAGCUGGCAGAAGAAGUGUGGUUGGUGCAGAGUCUGGCGUCAUGUGACCAGGAUGUGAUAGUGCAGACUCUGCGGCGUCCUGCAGAGUGCAGCCUGAGGAGAGAGGGUCUUCACGCUGUGGCCAAAUUACUGAAAGACCCACGAGGCAAAGUGUCAGCCUCUGCCAGCUCUGUGCUGAGGAGCCUGGCUGCCCAGCCCAGACAGAGAGAGCAGGCUUUGGUCAGCUGUUUGGAGCUGCUGGAAGAUGAGAAUGUGGACACCAGAGUCUGUGGAUGCAAGGCCUUAGCUUGUCUCAAGGCCAAAGAAAGUAUUGACCAGUUGGUGUAUCUUUGUCGGACGGACAAAGAUGAAGUCCGAGAUGCUGCCAAACAAGCGCUGCUGGUGCUCGGUGAAGAGGGGAAGAUGGCCCACAGACAUGUGGAGACGUCUCAGGACAGCAUACCAAGACUCUUUGCUCCAGGAAGCAUGGCCAGCACAGCUUUCUAACACCACACACAUACAUACACACACACACACACACACACACACACACACACAGGUGGGAGCAAAAAACAAAGUCAGCACAGCAACACAAUAUGAAUGUUGUGUUUUGGCAGUGCUUUGACAUGAUGUCUCGGUGAGAAUAGUUUUUUUUCUUCUAUCCAAUGAGACUAGCAACAAAUCUAAUAUAUGGUAUACAGUAUAUACACUGUCAGAGGGGCUGCAAUAAUACUCACAGCAAUUUAACACUGGGCAAACACAACAACAAGCUGCAAACACACCAGUUCAUGUUUAUCAGCCUGUAAAGAUGUAAUGAAGAAUGUUAGCGGACUUGAAUGGAAGGAUGGAUAAAGGGAGGAGUAGAAGGAAGAAAUGAGGGAAGAUAUGGAGAAGUUAAGAGGACAGAAACUUGUCCUGAGUCAUAAUCAAGUCAAAUCACUGGUCCAACUCCUUACUAUCACAGUCAAGUCCUUCCAUGGCCCAGGCACAAAUACAUUAUUUUGAAGUGAGUUAGCAAAAGUCUAGAAAGCUAUUUAAAGUCACUUUGUUAGAUAAUUAAUAUUUUCUUAGCCUAAGUGCCCAAAAUGCUGAGUUUCAUGUAUUUUUUUAUAAGUUUUAUUACUUCACCUCUCUGUGGGUUUGACUGGUCACACGGUGAACAGUCGGCAUAGAGUAAAUAUUCCACAGUAUAACACUACCCCUAACAUUACAUAACACUGCUUUUCGCAAUGGAUACUGCUGUCUCUAGUUUUGGCGAAAAUGAGUUUUUAAACAAUCCUAGACGGACAGCUCGCUCUGUGAAGUGACAUGCCUGCAAACUGAAAAAGAUGUUUUCUCAUACAAGUCUGCCUUUCCUAAGCCUUUGGCUCUACUUAUGCUUGUUGGUUUUCAUGUUUGCCAGAUGGCUGUGAUCUGAACCAAGGCUGCGGUCAACACUACACAAGUCCAGUGGUUUUGUGACUGAGUCAAGGCCUGGUCCACCCAACAGUGCCCAUAAAUGUUGCAUUUUUUGCUAACAGUGAUUUGUGAUUACUACUCUUAGAAAUCAAAUAGUUUUACAAAACAAAAUAUUCUUGCACAGAGUUACAAGCUAUGAAAGGAUGAUGCCUGUCCACACAUAUAUGCAUAAGCCUACAUGUUUGAAAUGAGGAUGCUUGGAUGUUACAUGGCUAAGUUAAGGUGAUAUUAAAGAGUUGAGUGUGUCUAUGGGCGACUGGCAGCUGACCGACAGCAGAGCUACAGUCUGCUCUGAAGCAACAACAGUCAAAAGAACAAGUACAAGUCAAAAAGUGACAGAGGUAGUAAUGCAAAGAAUGAAAAAGGAGAGCUUGAUAGAAAUGGUCAAACACCACCUACUUUCAUACCUCCAAACACCUGUCCAAUCACUGCACGAGCUGUGUGUGAUUGUCAGGUUGUCGGUUACACAAACAUACAGAAACUAUUGGAAGUAAACGCUUUCAGUAUUACUUUGAUGCUUCAGCAGUCUGCCCUUUGGUACCACAGCAAAGACCACUUCUCAUUGAAAAGGAAAUAUAAAAAAUCAAAACAAACAUGGAAUAAACCUUGAAGAUCUUUAUUUUUGAGUGCAACGCUGUACUUGAGCCAAACUGCAUGUAUGUCUCAUCAAAGUGCAUCAGAUUCUUAAUUCAGAGGUUGUAGGUCACAGGCCUGUGUUGCCAAGGAGCCACACCCUGGGAAGCAAGGAAAUUAGUAAGGUUUUUAUUGGACUGUAUAAGAUGAUAUGAUAGAAAGAGAUAUGUCACACAUGUUCUUUUACAUUCUUCCUGGAUCUGUCAGUGGAGCUGGCGCCCUUUUUAGCCAAUUGUAUUAUAAAGCCACAUGUAAUGGGUGAGCAAGUGUUGGUUAGGAUGACAUGUUGUGGCUCAGCUCAGUCACAUCUGCAACACUGCCACUGCUGGCUUAUUAACUGUGAAAUGUCUUCCAGUUCAAAAGAUAAGAAAUGAAAGCUUUUUAUUCUCUGUCUCACAGGCCUUUAUGUUUCAUGCUGUCAGUGUACUGGCAACAGAUUGAAAAGAAAGAAAAGCAUAGCUCUCACUGGAGUUCUAUAGACAGGGUUGAGACUGCACAAAAUGUGUUAAGCUGCUUCUGCACCGAGAAUGGUUUAAGCAAUUCAGUGCCAUUACUCUUACAAUAAUGACAUACCUUAUUCUUUAUGGAAAUACAUAUAAUAUGACUAUAUGCCACUGGAAUUCAAUAUUCUGUGAUUGUAAAUUGUUUUUAUCUUAGCAGAGUCUUAAUUUGUAAAUGUAUGCUUUGUUUUAUAAGAUGCAUUUUUACUGUUUACAGUUUAAUUUCAGUCAUGCAACAAACUUGUUUAAUGGAUUGAUUGACUUUCUGCGGCACUUACUGUAACACUGACAUAUCUGCUGUAAAUGGGGUGGCAUUCUGUUUGGAGUCACUGAAGAUUUGCAUUACUGUCACACUGCUGUGGAGGAAUUUGUCUUUUGAGAAGGCAAAGACAGAUUAUUGAGUAAAUUGGUCAAUCCAGAUCUGGGAUCAGUUCACCUUAAAUUCACAUCAACAACAGAUGAACCUCAAACUUAAAAUUUCUGACUUUUAGGGUGCUUUCACACCUGUUGAGUUGAGUUAGUUUGGUCCACACCAGAGGGAAAAAUUAUUUAUUGUUGCAUUUUAGUUUUAGUUUGGUUCCUGUUCACACUGACUUUUUGCAAAUGAACAAAGAGGAUAUCAUGAAGUUCUACCAACUGACAGGUAACUCAUUGAUUGGACAGGUUUGGCGUUUGUCAUCCUGCAUCAUCAGUGCAUCAUCAGGACCCACGUGGGGAAAUCAAAUUCUGGUGACUGACAGAAUUUUAUGUAGCAGCACUUUAAUGCUUUGAAAGUUUUAUAUUUAUGUUCUUUGGUUUCACAAAGAGCUCUUAGAGAUGUAAGUGAUUGUAAGCAUUAUUAGGAGGCAAUUAUUAGACUGCAAAUCAAUGGCAUGUUAUGAAUAAUAACUAACGUAGAGACAGGAUGAAAAGAAGGCAUCUUGUACAGUAAUGACUCAGGGCUUAAUACUGUGGGAUCACUGUCACACACUUUUUAAUGGACCUAAUGAACAGACAAAGUACACAGAGUCGGAUACAAUGAUGGAAGAUUUAACAGCUUUUUAGUCAGGGAAAAUACCCUCACUGGUGUGCAUAUGUGUUACCAUGGUUACAUGUAUGCAUUAGCAUAAAUAGGUUAUGGGAUAUACGUGGCCUUUAUCAGGAUCAGUUAUGAGAUCGCGGAGAGAUUUCAUGAUCAGCAGAUGGAUUUAUUAUUGGUUUAGCUGUUGCUAAAAUCACAUGAAAUCCCGUAGUUGGUUUGUUAUCUUUCACACCACAAACGUACAGCACUGUUGGAAGCAGACCGAGACCCGCUUUUUACGGCGGCCGUGGUUUGGUUGUUUGUUUGUUUGGCCGCACCAGGGUUCGAUUGACAGCUUUCACACCAGCCCAAACAAACUGUACUAACUGCGCAGACCGACCUGAGUAGUUGUAACCAAACAGGUUAGGUGUGAAAGCACCCUUAGAAAGAAUAAGAAUUUACACUUGGCUCUGCUUUGUUAGUAUUAGCAUUCUAGAACAUUUAAAUAGGAAUAAUUAAUACAGAACUGGACUGCAUGUCAAGUAAACCGAUCCCAGACACUGAAUCAUAAAUUGUUAACGGGCCAUACCACUGUUUUUGCAUGUUUAUGCCAUUUACUACAAAUAACAUACUAAAAACUUUACAAUGCUGGUGACCAUUUUCCAAAGUCAGCCCAGUGCACUCACCGAAGAAAAAUUUUGAUUUAAGACCUUAUUUUGUAAUUACUGACCACAUAAUUACAACAUCUGUAUUUCAUUAAUUUCACUCAGUAUUUCAUAUUAACAACAUGUAUAUCUUAUCAUAGGACUUAGUAACUCAUAAUUACAACAGCUGUUACUAUCAGAUGACAAACUCAUAAUUACAAGCUGAUUCCCUCAUACUUACGAAAUAGGAUCUCAUUAUUUUCACAUAUUUUCUCACAAUUAUGAGAUACAGAUGUGGUAAUUGUGAGAUAUUUAGUAAUAGUUCAGGGGUAAUGUUGUAAUUUGCCUUUGGUGAAUGCAGUUCAUGUUUGUUCCAAAGCAUGGCUUAGUGUCUCCGAUUUUUGCAUUGUGCUGAAUUUUCCUGAAAGAAGCCAAUCGUUUUCCAUUUCUUUUAAUACAGGAUCAUCACAGCUAGCAUGUCUACAACAAUGAUAUAACAACAUUUAAACACAGAGCUGAUGUUCACUGUGAUGGAUUAUAAAGUGUCAGCUCUUUGUAAGUAGAUAUUGCUACUGUACACAUUCAAUGAAGUACAACUCCAUAAGCUUGGGAAGAUUAUCAGCAUGAGGUCAAGAAUGCAGUUAGGUGUAGGUUAAAAAGAAGAUGCACAAACACUGGUAUCAUUCUUUAAAUUGUGGCAAUAUUUCUAAAGAAUUGACUAAUAGUCCAGCAGGUUAUCCACACUGAAUUGGACCAUUGUCAGUGAAAAUGCCAAAAUGUCUGAACCCAGUUGUUGUGACGACGGCUGUUUCUGUUUUUUGUAGUCUUGUCUCAGUAGUUUCAUAGUGACACUGUUGACAGUGAUGAUGCCACACUGCCUUUUUCAUUUUCUGAGCACCGUUACUGGGGCAUCAUCUCAGCCUGAUGACUGAUGACAGUAUAUGGAAAGUAAAUAGAUGGGUCCCAGUCUCAUACUGUAUACUAAUACUAUGACAUAACCAUGUUGUAAUAAUGUUGACAGUGCAAUUUUCUAACAAUGGAAAAAAAGGAAAUUUAUACUGACAGGAAAUCAGAUGUAAUUCUUAACCAUGCUAGCAACUUGAGUGAUGGCAGUGUUGGUCAGUUGGUCCACCACUUUGAUCUAGACUGAAAUAUCUCAACAAAUAAUUGAUGGAUCCAUGAAAUUUGGUUCGGACAUUCAUGACUCACUGAGUUCGAAUUGUAACAACUGUUUUUUUUCUCUAGUUCCAUUAUCAUGUCAACAUUUCUGUUUGUCCUGUUGGUUUUAUGACCAGAUCCCUGCAGAGCUAAAAACAUUCCCAUCAGUCUCAGCUGCACUGUGUUAAUACUGAUAGGCAAAUGUUAGCAUGCUAACAGGCUAGACUAAUAUGGUGAACAUGAUAAACAUCAUGCUGAACAUCAGCAUGUUAGCACUUUCACUGAACAUGUUAACAUGCUGACUGUAGCAUUUAGCUCAAAAAGCCAUUGUGCUGAAGUCCAGCCUCACUGAGCUGCUAGCAUGGCUGUCAGCUCUUCUCUGUUGUCUGAACUGACAAAUCACUGUUCAUAAUAAAGUCUUCCAGGGGUGAUGUUUUUCUGUAGGCCAGUGCGGAAGUUAGCAUCACCCUGGUUCCCUUGUCAAAAAAGUCUGAGAAUUAUAAGAUAAUAAGCUCUAUGACAAACAAACAUUUAUGAUCCUUGCACAUUUUGUUCAGCAAGUGAAAAGUGGUGUUCACAAAUAUUAAAAUACUUUUAUGAUUUUUGAAGCGUACAUUCAGUCAAGCAAAAUGCUAAUGUUAGACUAUAAACAAACUACACCACAGUCGCAUGACUUAAUGUUGCCACCACAACAAGGCUGUAAAGUCAUGUUUGGCGUGAUGACAUUCUGUAGUCUCAUUUAGUCAUUUGUUAGUAACCGCCUUUCUUAAGAGAUGUAAAAGUCUCUUCAGCAUGUGUUAACCACAGACCUUAUUUCAGGCAUCUAACCAAAAACCCACUGACUUUCAGACGAGGGAACCGGGAGUGCUAACAUCCUAAUUCAUUUCUGAGUUUCAGGAUUAAUUCCUGGGGUUCUCUAUUGUUUCACUAUUUGUGUAACAACGGUGUCCAUCGAUGCAUAAAAAUGUGUUAAUUUUAGUCUGACUGUUGACGGUUUUAACUGUACCUCACUUUGUGAUUGUUUUCCAACAUGUGAACAUUCCACAAAGUCGUUAGAAUUAGUGUACAGUAUGCAAAUGGGACACAGCUUUUAUCUACAGGGAGGAGGGCUCAGGUUUCUAAUUUACAAUGUGCCAACCCUGUUUAUCUCCAUAGACUGACUUAGAUGUUCUUAGCAACACUGUGUCUUGAGAAUCAAAUCGGUAUUAGCUGUGCUUUUAAAGAUGUAAGCAUCAUUACAGAGGUUUCAGGCCAUCGCUUAAAAAAUAAAUUUGAGUUAUGAGGAAAAAGUAACUUCUAAAAUUAAUUGCAGAAUCAUGUUAAUGUUAGAAAUGGGAUUAGAAUAAUCAGAAUUUGGGCGAAAAAAAUUGAUUUAGAAAUAAUAAAAUAAUUAUUUGUGAACUCAUCUUAAAGGUUCAGUAUGUCAUUUUGGAGAAAGGUAGUUAUUUGUUGAGUAUCAUUCCCAAAUUGUCAAAUACUGAUGCUUUGGGUUGGCGGUUUGGUCCAACUACCAACCCAUGGUCAUCUGCAUUCGAGACUUGGGAGUGAGACUCAGUGAGCUUACUUUCUCCCACUGCAACACAUUCUCAUCCCAGCUCGUCGCUUUGUCAGUGAACCUACAUGUCUAAAUAUGACGUGCAAGGUACCCCUCUGCAUCAGGUUUGGACUAUCAGGGACGGCAUGUGAAUUUAUGUCUGUUAAAUGCGUUGUGGCUUUUCAACUACAUUUCCAUUUUCACAGGAAAUUUACAAUUUCUGCUCGUAAGAGGCAUAGCCUUUUCAAAAUAAACUUGCAACAAAUGUCAAACACUACGUUUUUAGGUUUAUUUUCGGAGGUUUAGCCAACAAACCUCCAUGGUUAUGUUUAGGCAACAAAACUCUAUGGUUAGGUUUUGGAUGUGGACAAAAGGGUGUGGUUUAGUUUAGAAAAAAAAUCAUGGUUUGGCUUAAAAUUCAUACAGGAAACAAACAGCAGGCUUCCACAGGCUCCCAGGUGAAGGUCUGGUGUUUGUUGGACCAAUCUUCCUCCCUUCCUGCCCUAUAUGAACCAAGUUGCGACCUUCGAGGCUGAAAAAAGAGGCCAAUGCAAAAGUGCCAAAAACUGCAAUUCACUGAAUGGUGAAAUGAAGAAAUAAACAUGUAUACUUUUUUGUUUUUUAAACUAAUACAGCUUAGGUCUCUAUAGCUAUUUCAACACUCAUGACAAGUUCAAUGUUUUUUUAUUUCUCACUUGUUUACAUUCUAUCAAGGCCCAAAGUUAUGCAUAUUUAAGGGCAGGGCUGCUUGAAUGGCAGGCUGUCUGCGAGGUGUCAGUGCAGUCUAUGAGUCAGAUGCACCCCUUGCUCCUCCACAGCUUCACCCUAUCAUCCAAAUAUGGUCACGUCUGGCUCCAAACAGCUAAGAUGGUGGCGGCCAAAAUGCUGAACUGGAGGCUUCAAACAACAGCCGCUCUGUAUAUCAUGGUAGUUGCCGGUGAUGUUGCAACCGCCAGGUCCAUAUCAUACAGCUGCAAAAGGUGCCUCAGAUGCCGACAUCACUGACAAAUCAGCGAUAUUUGACGAGAUGGGAGUGAGAACAGGCUGUUUCUUCAGAAUGCUUCCUGAACCUUUAAUCUCUGAAUUUAGUAUUCAGGGAUUAAUCUCAGAACAGAUUUUUUUUUCCACCAGCCCUAAUCCUAAUGCAUCUUAAAUGGAUAUUUACUGAAGGCAGUGAUGACUUACUGAUGCACUGUUGUGUCCCUGAGAAGAAAUGACAUCCAGAUAGUUUCAGCUGUUAGAAGUGAGAGGGGAUCAGAUAACUAGCUAGCCGUUUAUUAUGUUCAGUUUGGAUGUUUAGUUCUUAAUACAGCAUACAAUAAGCAACUGACUGCAGUGUCACUGGAAUCAUUAUAUAGGAUUGAUGUCGCGUGUGGGGGGUUGUCACUCACUGUUUGUAUUGUUUAUGUAUAUUAUGGCUUCCACUGUGUUCAAUGUCUUUACCACUAUUAGUUUCUGAAAGACUGCAGCGAUCUGCAUCUAUACCUCUGCAUCUAUAAAGCAUCUCACAGUGUUUAAGUGCCUCAAGGUUUGAUAGUAACAGAGAUGCAAUAAGACAUAGAUGAGAUACUUUAUUUAAGAAUGAAGAGAGUGUGAAGCAGUGGAAAACCACUGCAGCAUGCUGUAUAUGUAUAUUUUUUUCCCUCCAUAAUCUUGAUCAAUUGUGCAGCAUUGGAAACAAAAUAUUUUAUUCUUUUUUUUUCUUUUCUAAAAUAUAUUUCCAGGAAUUCUGGUGUCAAAUAUAUACAAACUAUUAAAAAUGUGUUUAAAGAUGA